UUGACACAACAACACAAACGCCAUCUUUAGCUGACAGGCAAACUACCGAAGCAGCAGAGUUGUGAAGAGAAACUAGGUCAGGCGCUCGGAACACGAAAGGACUUUUGAAAACCUCCUUGAAUAAGCUUGUAAUCAGUGUCUGCUAACCUCCCGACACCCCGUGCUGUCCUAUGGUCCAAUGUGUUUGAUCGGUAGGCCAGCUCGAACGCAGUUUUCUUGUGUCGGUCCCGGUUGAUGUUGAGUAAGCGUUUUUUCUGACAAACAUCCGACGAAGGCGAAAGCCAGGAUGAAACGAGUUCUCCAAGGGAAUGAGCAGGAGGAAGGAGGUGGCACCAGCGGUGGGUCUCAGAAGACCCUUAAACGGCCCUGCAAGCAGAGGAGGGAGAAAGAUUUGGAGGAGGAGGGUGCCCGCUGGGAAUGUCUGCCUCAGGAGAUCCUGCUCCACAUCUUCCAGUACCUGCCUCUACUGGACAGGGCUUAUGCCUCUCAGGUGUGUCGAGGUUGGAACCAGGCUUUUCACAUGCCAGAGCUGUGGCGGUGUUUUGAGUUCGAGUUAAACCAGCCAGCCAGCUCCUACCUGAAGGCCACACACCCAGACCUCAUCAAACAGAUAAUCAAAAGGCACUCCAACCACCUGCAAUAUGUCAGCUUCAAGGUGGACAGCAGCAGAGAGUCUGCGGAGGCAGCGUGCGACAUCCUCUCUCAGCUCGUGAAUUGUUCUUUGAAAACAUUGGGGCUCAUCUCCACAGCUCGGCCCAGUUUCAUGGAGCUGCCCAAAUCUCACUUCAUCUCAGCACUGACAGUGGUUUUUGUCAACUCCAAAUCCUUGUCCUCACUGAAGAUUGAUGAUACACCGGUUGACGACCCCUCCCUCAAAGUCCUGGUGGCUAAUAACAGCGACACACUCAAACUGCUGAAAAUGAGCAGCUGCCCUCACGUUUCACCUGCAGGCAUCCUGUGUGUGGCCGAUCAAUGCCAUGGCCUCAGAGAACUGGCUCUCAACUACCAUUUGUUGAGUGAUGAACUUCUCAUCGCCCUGUCCUCAGAGAAGCACGUUCACCUCGAGCACCUUCGCAUCGACGUGGUUAGUGAGAAUCCUGGCCAACAUUUCCACACCAUCAAGAAGAGCAGCUGGGACGCCAUGGUGCGCCACUCUCCUAAAUUUAAUCUGGUCAUGUACUUCUUUCUCUAUGAGGAUGAGUUUGGCCCUUUCUUCCGUGAUGAAAUCCCCGUUACGCAUUUAUACUUCGGCCGCUCUGUCAGUAAAGACGUCCUGGGGCGCGUUGGGCUCACCUGCCCGCGUCUGGUUGAGCUGGUGGUGUGCGCCAACGGGCUGCGGCCGCUGGAUGAAGAGCUGAUUUGCAUUGCCCAACGCUGCACGCAGCUGUCGGCCAUCGGCUUGGGAGAGUGUGAAGUGUCCUGCAGCGCCUUCGUGGAGUUUGUCAAGAUGUGUGGAGACAGACUGACACAGCUGUCCAUCAUGGAGGAAGUGCUGGUCCCAGAUCACCGCUAUGGGCUGGAUGAUAUCCACUGGGAAGUGUCAAAGCAUUUGGGUCGUGUUUGGUUCCCAGACAUGAUGCCUACCUGGUAGAGCUCUGGGAGAAGGUGUCAGUUUCUAUGAGUUUUAAUAUAUAUAUGUGUGUGUGUGUGUGUGUGUGUGUCCUCAUCUUUCUCCUGCUUUUCAGAAAAGUCCUUUCACAAGCACCAUAUAUACAUCUCUUUGAGUUUUGAUAUGAUAAAACAUCUGUUUAUUGAUUUCAACUCUACCAUAUUGUUCUAUGUAUAGAAUUUUUAUAUUUAAAUGAAUAUUUAAGUCUAAAUUUGUUUUUCUUGUUGUCACAUUUAGCACCUUGUUCUCUGAGCCAUAUGUCUUGGGCAGUGAAACCCUGCAGAUUGGUUAUUUGUAGUUUAUUCAGGGGUGAUGCUUUUCCAUGGGAAUUAACAGGAAUGAUUGGGAAAGUUUGGGAGUUAUUUCAUCCACACAGGUUGUAAUUAGUGCAUUGUCUGCAGACAGAUUCAUAAACAUGUUUACCAUAUGACGAGUGGGCAUAAGUACAAAUCGCUCUAACUGAGACACUUUAUAGUAACGUAUAGAAUAAAUUCAACAGAUUGUCAUCAUCACACUGCAGAAUGGCUUUUAGGUCAGGCAUUGUGGUAAUCUUCACGUGUGAUGGAAAGAUGCACAUUAGAUGGGGAUGAUCACCGUUAUAAGCUAAUAUGUUUUGUUGAUAUUCAGUUAAAAUCUCCACAACCCAAGUAACAACACGCUGUGACUGUGCAAGAAUAAGAAACAUUUUAUUUUAAAGGGACAGUCACCAGUUGUGUGGAGGUUGUUAUAGAGGUGGUCGAGCAUGUAACUACGGUCAUGUAGGCAAUAGCACAUAAGGAUUCCACAUUGAAUCCAUAUAUUUUUGUUUGGUUUUGGUUUCCAUGUGUUGUUGUCUAUUGUCAUGUCUCUAUUUAAUGUCUUUGAAUGUGUUUCUGAGUCACUGCAUCUCAUUUAGAACAACAGAACUGUCUCUUCCUCCGUCCUCUGAUUUGACAUGGACAGGGCUAAAGACAGUUCCAUCUCUCUUUUUCUAAGGACAGCUAUUUGUGAAGGUGGUGCUCUUAAGUGACUUUGGCCAUAAUCAUGUUAGUCUGUAUAUG
Seriola dumerili (greater amberjack) is the source of this 2649-nucleotide messenger RNA. Its product is annotated as F-box/LRR-repeat protein 3-like. Bases 287 to 1591 code for a protein of 434 amino acids. The record is from RefSeq and is a predicted model, not a curated record. Gene Ontology annotation, molecular function: protein binding. Gene Ontology annotation, cellular component: SCF ubiquitin ligase complex. The transcript is spliced from 6 exons. Lineage: Eukaryota; Metazoa; Chordata; Actinopteri; Carangiformes; Carangidae. Gene Ontology annotation, biological process: SCF-dependent proteasomal ubiquitin-dependent protein catabolic process; positive regulation of protein ubiquitination.